AUGGAUGAAAUUCUCUUUAGGAUUGAAAAUGAAUAAGUGAAUAUGUUUGGAUAGAUUCAAAUUUAAUUAACUAAAAUUCUGUCAUUCUAAUUAUAAUGAUGUUUUGAAUCAAAUUGAAAAGCUCACUAAAACAUAUACCUAAGUUAUUAAGAUUGAAUUUUAACAUUAAAAUCCCUAAGAAUUCUUUUAAUCGAUCAAAGAACUUAUAGAAAAGGUCAUGAAAUCCUUUAGACUAAAUAUCUGGACUUUGAUCUAAAGGGAAUUAUAUAAAUUGAAUUUUGGAAAGAAUAUUUAGAAAAAUUACAAGCAAAAUUGAAAAGAAAAAAUCUUAAAACUCAACAAUAACAGUUCCCAAUAGUUAGAAAGUAGACCCAUCUUCUUUGUAAUCUUCACCUGUUUAAAAGGGUAAUACUGCAGGAUUAUCCUAUUAAUAACUUAAAGCAUAGAAGAUUACUUCUUUGCAAUAAGUUUAACAUAAGAAUGGUAAUUUUGUAUAUGAAGCAACUCUUUAAGAUGGGAAUAAAUUGUUGAUGCCUCACAAUCCAAAUAACAAUAAUGAAUUGACAUUUCCUAAAAAUAUUGAUGCUACAGGUAAAAAUCAAUAUAAGAGGUGUAAUAAUCAUUAAAGGGAUAAAGUCAGAAAUUUAACAUAGAAUCCAUUUAAGCAAAGGAAAUGGAUUAUGAAUUCUAAAAAGCUAAAAUAUAAUGGUAAAUAGAAGGGGUAAUAGCAGGAACACUUGGCAGAUAGACUGUUAACUGUAUAAUGGAAUCGAUGCAUAAAAAUUAGGCAAAGGUUUAUUUGUUUCUGCUUCUAUUUAGGAGGUUUUAUAUACUUAAAGUUUAGAGUGAUUUUGACUAAAUAAACAAUAAAAUCUUUUGGAAGAGCAAUUUCAUACUGUUGGAAUUGGAUUAACUGCAUUUAUGACAAGCAUUACAGUUGGAGGAGUGAUCUUGUCUGAUUGCUUGUCUUAAAGUGAGAAAGUAUAUAAUUUUGAUUGCAGUGAAAACUGGAAGUGCUAUAGGAUUAGGUAAGGUGGAAUUGAAUUAGGUGCUGCAGGUGGUCCAAUUGGGGGUUUUUUUGGAGAGGAGAGUAGUAAUUUAUUUGGAAGAGCUGUCGAUCAUUUUACUUAGUUUAAUUUACAAAUCGAUUUUAAUUAUUUUAAUUCGAAUCAAAAAUCUAAAGUUGAGGACGGUUAUUUAACCUAUCUAGCCACAUCCCUCAAGAUAAGUUGGAAAUACGUCAAGAAUAAUAUAAAGAGUCUAAUUCGAAUGGCAUAAACUGACACUCAUAUGGCUUUUUUAAUUCCAAAUAUUGAUAGAAAUAGAACAGAAAUAUAAGAGAAUGAAGACAUUGGGAUUCAAUUUAAUGAAUGUAAAAAGAAAAGGUCCUGA
Molecule: messenger RNA, 1392 nt
Organism: Paramecium pentaurelia
Lineage: Eukaryota; Ciliophora; Oligohymenophorea; Peniculida; Parameciidae
Source: the annotation of a GenBank genome assembly